Suillus subaureus is the source of this 321-nucleotide messenger RNA. RefSeq lists its product as uncharacterized. The transcript has 2 exons. NCBI's taxonomy places the organism in Eukaryota, Fungi, Basidiomycota, Agaricomycetes, Boletales, Suillaceae. The record is from RefSeq and is a predicted model, not a curated record. The annotation marks the transcript as partial.
AUUAAUGCUGCACAUUCACUUUGCAAGUAUCUGCCUUCUGAGUUCUGCAACAAAAUCAAAUGGUUUAACUCAGACAUGUCAAGUACUUACAAGGAUGCAGAGCUUGAGAACCUUGUAUCAGGAGAAACAUGGGGGUUCUGUACAACUGACUCCUUCAGAAUGGGUAUGGACAUUCUUGAUAUUGAGAUCAUCAUCCAAUGGUGGGCAAUGUACCACCUUACUACAUUAUGGCAAUGUUUGGGGUGUGCUGCACAAAACAAGCAGUUGAUGGGCACAGGGUUGCUCUUUGCUGAGAAAGAGUACUUUGAUGAUGAGCGGAAG